This is a messenger RNA of Mizuhopecten yessoensis (Yesso scallop), 5771 nucleotides long. Its product is annotated as P2X purinoceptor 4-like. Gene Ontology annotation, cellular component: plasma membrane; nuclear inner membrane. The record is from RefSeq and is a predicted model, not a curated record. Bases 277 to 1557 code for a protein of 426 amino acids. NCBI's taxonomy places the organism in Eukaryota, Metazoa, Mollusca, Bivalvia, Pectinida, Pectinidae. The transcript has 12 exons. Gene Ontology annotation, biological process: response to ATP; monoatomic cation transmembrane transport. Gene Ontology annotation, molecular function: extracellularly ATP-gated monoatomic cation channel activity; purinergic nucleotide receptor activity.
GUGGGACAUCUCUUUUACGUGUUCCAAACUAUUUGAUCGGUUCGACCAGAGUUGUUCAUCUUUGAAAUAGCAUAUAUCAACAUUUGCUUGUUGUUAUAUAUAUGUGAACCCUGAAAAUAUAAAUUAAAAACUUUUCGGCUAGUUCAUCGAGUUGCCUCCCUUCGGAUGAACUCAUUUUUGGCUUCAGAUGGAUCCAAAUUUUGCCGUCAUCAUGUGACACGGGUUAUCUACAGGUAGAUCCACUCCUUGUUUAUCUGUCUCGUCUACUGUUACAGGAUGGCGCCGAAUGUUGUCCGCUCCGCCAUAAGUAUCUUCUUUGAAUAUGACACGCCUAGAAUCGUCCACAUCAAGAGCAAGAAAGUUGGAGUGAUAAACAGAUUUCUCCAAUUGGUCAUCAUAGGUUACAUAAUUGGGUAUGCCAUUAUUUUCAAGAAAGGGUAUCAGAAGGUUGAUACAAUACAGAGCGCUGUGACUACCAAAGUUAAAGGUGUUGCAUUUCUGAAUGGAUCAGAAGUGCCUAAUAUAGAGAGCUCUUUAUGGGACGUGGCUGACUAUGUGGUCCCUGCCCAGGAGAACAAUGCCUUGUUUGUGAUCACAAACCUAAUAGUGACUCCAAAUCAGAGACAGGGUAUAUGUGGUGAGGACAAAAACAUACCAGGAGCGAAUUGUACAACUGAUGCUACAUGUGCCCUAAUGACUGGAAAAUCUCUUCCAACUGGUAACGGUAUACUGACGGGUGUCUGUAACACAACAUCCAAUACGUGUGAAGUACGUUCAUGGUGUCCCAUAGAAAAUGGUGACACGAAGGUACCUAAGAAUCCAGUACUUCUCCAGUCCAAAGAUUUUACAGUUUUCAUAAAAAACAACAUUGAAUUCCCAUACUACAAUAUCAAAAGGCGGAACAUUCUGGGUAUUCAGAACGACUCACAACUUAAGACUUGCCGCUAUAAUCCUUCCGAUCCCAUCUAUAAAUUCUGUCCAAUUUUCGUAUUGGGUGACAUUGUGGCUAUGGCUGGAGAAGACUACAAAAACAUGAGUCAGUCGGGCGGUGUCAUGCAGGUCCUUAUCAACUGGGAUUGUAACCUUGACUUAAGUUUAGAGGAUUGUGUGCCGAAGUACACCUUCAGGAGACUCGACAGUGCUGAUUUCUCUAUAUCUAAAGGUUUCAACUUCAGGUAUGCGAAGUAUUAUAGGGAUCCGGACGGGACUGAAGUAAGGACACUUUACAAGGCCUUUGGUAUCAAAUACAUCAUCACGGUUAUAGGGCAGGCUGGAAAAUUCAAUGUUGUUCCUCUCCUGCUCAACAUUGGCAGCGGCCUUGGUCUCCUAGCUAUGGCAACUAUUCUAUGUGACGUGGUGGUGCUGUAUGUGCUGAAAGCUAAGAAUGUUUAUCGGGAGAAGAAGUACCUUAAUGUUGUUGGCGACGACGCCUAUAAGGGUCAGGAGGCAGAACAUGUGGCCAGUUUAUGUGACUCGAUCAAUGCAACAACCUACCAUACUUACAGCCCUGGUGAUCAGGUGUCAAACCCCAACAGUAAUUCUCAUUUUCAAUUGUGAAGGUCAAGACCAUGGAAAAUGAGACUGAUAAUAAUUGACAUAUGAAAGAAUGACAGAGAACUGGUCACUGGAAAAACUGGACAAAAAUCACAAGUUGACCGGUCGACAAAGCCAGCUCAGUAAUGACCAGAGGAUUACAAGUGACCAGAUGCUACAAGCAUUUCUGUGAUAUUACUUCGGGACCGGCAACCAACUUGUUGAACUCCUGUUAAGAUCAGUGUGGCUGGAGGAUCGGAAGUCAAAGGUUUCAUCUGCUUCAAACCUGGAAGUCCACCCAUGAUCACCGCACAUAAAUCUCUGAUUUAACUCAUUCACCCCUGAAGACACAUUUGAACUCUUCCAAUUCAAAUGAUGGAAUAGUUCAUUAUGAAAUUUCAGGGGUGAAUGAGUGAAAGUGCAAAUACUACAUAAAAAAAAACUUUGACCAGGCCCAGUCACGUCUGUGAGGGUGAUUGGGUCUUUUAUAAUUUCAACUCCUCCUGAAAAAAGGGAAAGAGGUGCUACUUACAGCAAAUACAUUAGAUAUAUUCUCUUAAACAACUUUUUCUCACAAACAGAGAAUUAAUGAUGCGAUAUACCAACAAAACCUCACCUUACACAUAUGACAUUUCAUUGCCAAAAAUACUUACUUACCAUAAAUGUCAUAUGCGACCUGCCACAAUCAGUAAAACUUAUCAAACCUAAACAUUGCAUGUCCCUUAUGAUAUUUUGAGAUUGCUUUUAACCCAUUCACCCCUGAAAAUUCAUAAUGGACUAUUCCAAUCUUCAAAUUGGAAGAGUUCAAAUGUGUCCUCAGGGGUGAAUGAGUUCAUUUGAGAAAUUGGCUUUGAUACCAAGAUUUACCUGUACUUGGUAGAAUGUACUGUCCUUAGGGACAUCGUUUCUAAAUAUUGGCUCCCUAACCUGUCAAAAUCAUCCAAAACUGGUUUAUUAUUAUCAUAGAACAGGAUGUUUUACAUGCAAUGUGCUUUGUUUUCUUAUCACUAUUAAAAUAUUUUUAAAUGCAGCCAAGCAUUUUUCAUUAUCCACUUUUUUGAAGAGAAAGGUGUCUUACUGUGUAAUGUUACAGCCAUUAAUUAAUACAUUUAACUCAUUCCCCCCUGAAAUUUUAUAAUGAACUAUUCCAACCUUUGAAUUAGAAGAUUUCAAAUGUGUCUUCAGUGGUGAAUGAGUUAAAGCUAUAUAUUGCACAGACAGAUUGCGAUAAAUUACAAUAAGUUUGUUUUGUAACACAUUGUAUCAUAAAAACAUGAAUUUAAGCAUAAGCUACCCUACAUGCUCACAACAUUUUACCCAAAAUGGCACUCUUCAGACAAUUAUUGAUGUAAUUUAUACCAUAACAUAAGUAUUUGUCCAUUUUUUUCAUAAAAAGAUAUCAUCCAUUUUUAUUUCUGAUUACAAGUUGAUGUUUCCGGCUCUUGAUCCUAUAAUUAGGAGGCAAAAUACUAUUUGGGUCUAUUCGUCUGCUGGAUAACCGAAAUACUCGGUAGUGAAGCGGACGUAAAACCUAUCAAUCAAUCAAUCUAUUUUGGGUCAUGUAGGCUCUUCAACAGGUGAAACUGUACGCUGAAAGGGACCUUUGAUAUUUCGUCUAGUUUUGGAGGAUAAUAAAUAUAAUCAGAAAAUGACACAUACAUGUAGUUCAAACAUUGUUGAGUCAAAUGAGGUUCUUAUCAAAUUUUUAUUCCAAAAGUUGGAGAAGUUUUUCGAAAAAAUAAGUUUCUGGAAUGAAUGAUAUCCAAAUAGAUAAUAUCACAUCGCAUGUGAAUUAAGAAAUUUAUCUUAUCAAAAAUAUUUCUAAACUGGAAAUGUCUGUGUCACUAUAAUUAACAGUCACUAAAGUUGUUGAUAUACAGUUGAAUUAACAUAAAAGUAUCUUGUAAUGAAAAUUUAUAAUACAUAACAAUAUUUAUUUGAAUUACAUGUCAAUUUCCUGGCACAUUUUCUCACAAGUGUCCUGUUUUGGGUACACUGACAUUUUGACAUUCUACUAAACCUCCUUUUAUAUAUGUAGCCAUAUCAUACAGCGUGAACUUGAUGACCAAAGUAAACUAUAUAAUAUUUGUAAUACAUUUUAUGGGAAAUUAUUUCUCGUAAUUAAUGAACUUGACCAUUUUGAUACAACUUGUUGUAAAAUCAAAAAUUUAAAUAAAAUAUACAUGAUUUUAUUCAUUGUUGUAACAGAUCCUUUUAAAUGUGUUGUGAGGGUUAAUAUUACAUUUAAUAACAAUAUUUUUGAAGUAAAAGCCCACCUCCGAUGUCUAUUUAAAGACAUUAGAUAUACAAACUUUGUGAUGAAUGUUAUGCAAAUCGUGAUGCUGAUUCCACGUGUACUUUUUUCAGACAUGUUCCCCCUGAAACAUACAGAUUAUUUUGACCUCAGCGAAAGCGUUGGUGAUGUUUUUUAGAAUGUUUAAAUGUUUCAAAUGUUGUACAUAUUAAAACAAUUCAAUGUUACCUGCCAUAUCAAGUAUCAUUCCUUCAUUAUUCACUUUCAGCAAUUAUCACGCAUCGGUUGAUAUUUUGUUCAUAUUUUUACCUUUUCUGUUCAUUUAUGUCUGGCCGCAACGAAGUAGGGGAAGCGAGACUAAGGUGUUGCUUUCUUAGCUAGACUUAGUUUCAAUUUAAUCAGAUUUGUAAUUAUGGCAUACUAAUAUCGGUAAUGUACUUUUAGUGAUUGACAAAAUGUAUCGGUAUCACACUUAUAUGAUGUAUUUAAUGAAACGGUGCCAUAAUACUGUAUACCAGGAAAUGUUUGCCUUCCCCAGUGAAAUCCAUAUUCCCCCAGUGAAAAAAAUAAACUGCAGUAAAAAUUUUGCGGUAUUCAGUAAUUGAACUACAGUCACGCUUGUGUUUAACAAAGUCAAUCGUGCAAGGAACAGGAAAAAUGAUAGAUUUAUGGCCAAUGUACAGUGGUACAAGAACAGUGAAAUAUAAUGACGAACUAUUACUGUUUUGUACAGCCCUGUGCUAAAAAGGUGGCUAUUAAUUCAGGUUUUAUUGUGAAGCUUCACAGAAAAGAAUUAAUUGUACCUACAGAAUGACAUAUCUUGAUUUAAGUUUUAACCCUUUCAACCUUAGGUAACAUUAGUAAACUCUAUCAUAAAAUUAUCUGGAUGAGUCCAUUAUGGUGUACAGUGGUGAAAGGGUUAAUGUACUGGCUUAUUUUUGCUUGGAUUACUCGGGUCGUAAAUAGAUUAUUUUUUUUUUUUUCAUAUACAUGAAUUUAUUGCUUUAAGUCGGACUAAAACAACCUGUUGUGUUGACUUUACAUGGAAUAUUCAUAUUGGACAGUUGCAUUUUACCCCUAGAUAAGCCCAUCUGUUUAUUGUUCAGAUAUGUCGAGUACAGUAUAUAUGCCCUGGGAUGUAACAACUCUUUCACCAGUAACACUGUCCGAUGAUCACUUUUCCUUAAACAAUAGAUUUUUUUAUUUCAUUUGGCAUGACAGGCUUCUUAUGUCUCUGAUAUCAAGCAAGGCUAAACAGGCAACAUAUUUUUUUCUUAAAAACUGUAGAUGUCGGAUCAAUACUAAUUGGAGAAGGGUGUAUGUAGUGCAAGGAAGUGUUAUCUCGCCAACACUGUUCAACAUGUACAAGUUCAAGAUGUACAAAACAAACAUGGCAAAUAUAGUAGAUUACUACUCACUAGCUAACAUUAUCAAGCCUAUUACUGCCAUCUUCAUGUGAUUAUUUUAAUUUCUUAGUUACAACAUAAUGGUGCAAUUACAAUCAAUAGAAUAAGGGGAGAUAAUAACAUUAUUAUGUAGCAGAAUUGGACUGAGUAGAUCGCCAGCAGACCAGGUAGCUCAAUUGGUUAUAGCGUCCGUCUAGAGUUCAGAGUUCGACCCCCGGUCUGGCCAUUGCAUUUCUCUUUUCCCAGUUACAAAUUUGGCAUCCAAAUAAGGGGAGAUAAUAAUAUAUUAGUUAUAGGUGUAGCGACACUAAAUUAUUUACUAUUUAGUGUUAUUUGGUUUGAAAGGUUUUACAUAAAUAGAUUGUGACACAUCUGUAAUCAAUAUGGUAAUUCAGAGGUCAACAGGUCAAAGUUGUCAGCAUCAUAAAUAAGAAAUUAUUUUCUACCUGCCUAAUGUGAUGUCCCACCUCAUCUAUAUGUUGAUUGAUGACAUUCCAUCGACGAAAUUCAAAUUUUACAAAUUAUGGAGAAAAUUCAUUUGUUAUUGUCUGUGUGUCUAGAUGUAUACCAGACUGAUG